This is a messenger RNA of Pimephales promelas (fathead minnow), 1276 nucleotides long. It is a transcript of the gene txndc9, whose product is annotated as thioredoxin domain containing 9. Lineage: Eukaryota; Metazoa; Chordata; Actinopteri; Cypriniformes; Leuciscidae. The record is from RefSeq and is a predicted model, not a curated record.
AAUCAGGCGACGCCUCUACGUAAACCCUGCGUCAGUCACUGUGUCGCCUUCUAGAAAUUAUACAGACUUGGAAAUGGCCAGUCAGUCAAUGGAGGUUGUUGCGAAAGCUCUGGAGCAGCAGGUGCUGCAGUCGGCACGGGUGGUGGAAGAGCAGCUGGAUGCAGAACUACAGCAGUUGCAGACCAUGGAUGAAGAUGACCUGGAUCGGCUCAAGGAGAGAAGGCUCGAGGCCCUCAAGAAAGCUCAGAAACAGAAGCAGGAGUGGAUAUCUAAAGGACAUGGUGAAUACAGAGAGAUCCCAAGUGAGAGAGAUUUUUUUGCAGAGGUGAAGGAAAGCAAAAAUGUUGUCUGCCAUUUCUACAGAGACUCUACAUUCAGAUGCAAAAUUUUGGACAAGCACCUAGCUGUCUUGGCUAAGAAACAUCUGGAAACAAAGUUCAUCAAACUGAAUGUUGAGAAGGCUCCAUUCCUAACAGAGAGGCUGAAGAUUAAAGUCAUUCCAACGCUGGCUCUGGUUAAGGAUGGGAAGACUAAGGAUUACAUUGUGGGCUUCACCGAUCUGGGCAACACAGAUGAGUUUCCAACUGAAAUGCUGGAGUGGAGACUGGGCUGCUCAAGUAUUAUAAACUACAGUGGGAAUAUUUUGGAGCCACCAACAAUGGGGCAGAAGUCAGGGAAAAAGUUCACCAAGGUGGAGAAAAAGACCAUCAGAGGCAAAGGGUAUGACUCGGAUUCUGAAUCUGAUGAGGAUUAGAGGAACAAAACAUCAAGCUCCGUCUUUCUCAGGGCUUCCAACAUAACAGUCCUAAGUCUUGCAACACCUCUUUGUGAUCACUUGUUUUUCUUGCCGUGUCUAUUUAAUUUGUGUCUCUCACCUUUGUCCUAUGUUUGAUCAUUUUAUGACCAAAUAUCACCUAUUUAAUUCAUAUUCCUUUACAUGUGUUUUAGAAGUGAAACAUUUGUAUGGAGCAUCAUACUAGUAAAUGUUCACUCUUUUUAGCUCUUACUAAUAAGGAAGAUUGAGUUUCUGCAAGAUGGAACAACCGGAAGCUUACGUUUAAACAAUGGUGCAAAAAAAAAAAAAUUAAAAAAAAAAAAUAUUUCUGCCUCUAAUCAUGGACUGAUGCACAGUUUAGUGAGCAUCAAACAAGUGCCAAGGAAGCAAGCUUCUGUAUUCCACUAUGAAUUGUCACCUCUUUCUCCCAUUGAUGUGAAAGAAGUGCAGGCUAUUUUCUUUUGUAGCAGUACAUGACUCAUUAAAAAAAUUGUAUAUAUA